AUUGUUUCUUCUUUCACAUUGUACAGUGGGAGUCCCUAUAGAAGUACUACGAUGGGACCAGGAGGCCAGAGAGCGGUAUGUGGAGUACGCUAAGAGAGGAACACAGACAGUCCACCACGCCCGGGGGAUGAUUGUAGGAUGUGCUGGGGCGGGGAAAACCACGCUACUUAAACGUCUUCUCGGGUGUAGUGAAGAAGAGAUUAAUGAAGUAAAAUCUACUGAAGGAUUGGAAGUGCAUGAGGAAAUAUUUGAAAUAUGUGAUGAAACAAGAUCAUUGAAAGCAAGGAAAAGUCAGGAGAAUUUUGAGACAGUAAAUACUACAAAUGUUGGCACUAAGACUCUGACAUUCUUUGACUUUGGAGGACAGUGUGCGUACUACGCCUGUCACCAGAUUUACCUGACCAGGAGAGCUUUCUAUGUUGUGGUGAUGGACGCCUCUAAACGUCUUGACCAGAAGGUGGAUAAGAAAGUGUGUGAUCAAGAUGGUAGCGUAUUCUCUGGAUGGACCUACGGAGACUACUUUGUGUUCUGGAUAAAGUCUAUACAUACCUACUGUGGUUCUGACAACCAAAAAGAUACAAAACCUGUAGUUCUAAUUGUUGCAACACAUUGGGAAGAAGGAAUAAGACAGUUUAUGGAUGAAAAGGAACUGAUUGAGAGCUUGCGCCAUCAGUUUCCAGAGAUAUCAUAUUUACCACAGUACAUCACUGACGAAAAUGUUUAUUGUGCAGAUUUUACUUUACCUCUCCAUGAUUUAGAAAUGUGCUUCUUCAACAUAGCCUCCAAUAAACGAUGGAGCGAGAACAUUCCAAAAGAAUGGUCUUUCUUUGGAUUAGAAAUUAACCAGAAAAAACACUCGAAGCGGAUCUUGGAGAUUUCAAAAAUAACAACAAAAGUUCAUGUACCAGAGAUUACUACUAAAAAACAUGAUGGUUCAGAUGGAGCUGAAAAGGGAACAGGAGAUAUGCUGCGGUAUUAUCAUGAUGCCGGAAAAGCUUUAUAUUUUAAUGACAAUGGUCUGGAGGAAGAGGUAAUUAUUGACGUCCAGUGGUUCAUUGACGCCUUCAAACAUAUUAUCACAGAUAAAAUUCAUUUCAAAGGUAUUCCUGUCACCCAGAGGGACUGGGAUGAAUAUUACGAAACUGGAAAUUUGCGAGAUCGGCUUCUGAUAGAGAUUUGGAAACAUAAAGAUGAUGAGUUGUUUAAAAGGCUUAAGAAAGAAGACGAAGAUUAUAACAUUAAAGAUGGAUCAUAUAAGAAAGAUAAACGAUAUCUGCAAUGUCAUAAAAUGUCGAUUAUUUAUUCUAUGCAAAGACUCGGUUUGUUGGCCGUUGGUUCAGAAUCUCACUACGUUCCGUGCAUGAAUCGUAAAGAAAUAGAAAAAGAACUUUUAGAUAUCAUCAAGAAAUCUGAGAGUAAAUCAUCUGUUCUUGUUUACCAAUUUGAAUUUCUACCAUUUUUCUUGUUUUACCGUCUUGUUGUUGCUUGUAUGCAAGAAGAUGGUUGGAAUGUACUACAAAAUCAUGGAACAUCUUGCCUCUACAAAAACGCCGCUUUGUUUUUGUGUAAGGAAACCAACUUCCUUUUGUCCGUCACAGAAGAGUCAAUACAGCUUCAAGUAUUCUGUCUGAUGCCUGAAUGUGAUUUGGAAAAGGCAAAAACGUGCAAAAUUCAAGAAAGAAUUGAAGACCUGUUAAAUAAUUUAGCAGGAACAUUUCAUAGAAAAGUACAGUACGUAAGAGGUUUCAGAUGUCGAAUAGACAAAGAAAAAAUGAUUGCUUUCGAUAUCAAAGGACAUUUCUUACCAGAAAAAAAUUACAUUCCAAAAGAAGACUGUAAAAUGGUGUGUCCCUUGCAUACAAUUUCAGAUCAGCAUGUCAUUGAUACAGCUGAGUUCACUAGAUAUUGGAAAUUGCAAAGAGAAAUCAUACCUUGA
Saccostrea cuccullata (small rock oyster) is the source of this 1936-nucleotide messenger RNA. Its product is annotated as probable serine/threonine-protein kinase pats1. The coding region runs from base 128 to 1936 and encodes 602 amino acids. The transcript has 4 exons. NCBI's taxonomy places the organism in Eukaryota, Metazoa, Mollusca, Bivalvia, Ostreida, Ostreidae. The record is from RefSeq and is a predicted model, not a curated record.